AUGGCCACAACUCCAGCUGGCCGUACUCUGUACAGAAAGAAAGACGGCAUCUUAACAAUAACCUCUGAUCUUCAAACCGUCACAUGGACACCCAACUCUGGAGGUCCUCCCACUGUGUCGUUGCCCGUGCCCAAGAUAACUAAUUUGCAGCAGACGCCAGAUGGAGCUCCCAAGGUGAUGCUCAAGAUUUUCGAGCAGAGUUCCAAAGGCGGUGAUGCUAUUACAUAUCUCUUUCAUUUCAACACUGACGAGGCCAAAAAAGAGGCAACCUCUUUCAAAGAUGUACUCUCGCGAUUGCUUUCAGAAGCGCGCAGUGUUGACCCUAGUGUUCCGCGCCCAGCUGGUUUAUCUACGCCACAAGGGGCUUCUGGCGCUGGCGGCAGUGCCUCAGCAACAAUGGCCUUCGCGAGUUCUGUCAAUACACACCAGUCUUCGGCUCGCUGGUUCGACGACCAGCAGCUCAAGGCCGACAUUGAGCUGCAGCGGUCGCUCAUGAAGAAGGAUUUGGGCCUCAACGAAACGUACAUGGAUGCACUCUCCACCAAGCCGGAAUCUAUAUCCGUGGCCGCGUUCAACUCGCAGUUCUGGUCUACCAGAAUAAAUCUUCUACGAGCACAUGCUAUCGAGUCCAAUCAGAAAAAAGGUCCCUAUAAUGUCCUCUCAACAGUUAAGCCACGAACAGUGGAUGGGGAAAUGAAAUUGAACAUCAGCGUCGAACAGGUCCAGAUGAUUUUUGCGCAACAUCCGCUCGUAAAGCGCAUAUAUAAUGAGAAUGUGCCAAAGCUAUCUGAAGCCGACUUUUGGUCCAGGUUCUUCCUGAGUCGUCUAUCAAAGAAGUUACGAGGAGAGCGCGGUACCGAAAAUGACACCACUGAUGCCAUCUUUGACCAGUACGACAUUAACGAGAACUUGCAACAUGUACAAAGCAAAAUCAUGUCCCAGCAAGUCCCUCAUAUCAUCGAUAUUGAGGCAAAUGAAGAAAACCAGGGAGGAUUCAAAAGCGGCAAUGCCAAGGACGUCGAAAUGCGGCCUAGAGCGGACAUUCCCAUUGUUAAAACACUGAACAGCCUCAGUGAGAAAAUCAUGGCAAAUGUCGCGCCUUCAGAUACUCCAAAUGACGCCAGAGCUGAGUACUACAGGGACCUAGCGUUACGAGAUUUGCGCGGUGAUGCCCAGGAACAUCGCAUUAUGCUUAGUGUGAAAGAGCAAAACAAAUUCUUUGCAAAGCACGAUUCCUCGCCAUCCAGCAAUAUCAAAGACUUCUCGAAGCAAAAUCCUGCCACCGUCUUGCUGAAAAUGCAGGGCGUGUUCAAAAGGGAAGCUAUCGAUGCCACGACUGGCAUGGACCUACAAGCGGCCAUUAAUUUCGACGACGGGAGUGACAGCGAGGAAGACGAACCUCCCAAAAAGAAGCAGAGCAGCUCACGACGCGCCAUCAUCGGCGCUGAAAAGGACGUCUUGAACGGCAUCUUGCAGCAGCGCUCGCAAAAGUACGGCCACGCCUCGGACGCCAAAACGCCCAUGGGUCUGCCCCCCAUCAUCGUGGAGCGAUGCACGCUGACGCACGCCACGACCGUUGAGUUCCUGCACCAAUUCUGGGACGCGUUCCUAUCCGGCGACCCGGACCGCGCAGGCGAGCUGCAAUACCUCGCUGAGUCGCUCAAGCGCUCGACUAGCCGCAUCCAGGUCGUCGCCGACAACGCCGCCGCGGACCGCGACGAGACCAUUCGCAGAACUAAGCAGGAGAUCCGCGAUCACUUCGAGAAGACGGGCAAGAAGAUCCGGUGGAAGUCGGACAUGGUUGGCGGCGGCCGCGACGCCGUCAUCAAGAUGAUGCAGCCCACGCUCAACGCCCUCGCAAAGGCUCAGGCCGAUUACGCGCGAGCGCUCGCUGCAGAGGGCGUGCAGAUAUCGACUGAAGCAUAA
Molecule: messenger RNA, 1926 nt
Organism: Beauveria bassiana ARSEF 2860
Lineage: Eukaryota; Fungi; Ascomycota; Sordariomycetes; Hypocreales; Cordycipitaceae
Product: TFIIH p62 subunit domain-containing protein
Exons: 2
Coding region: 1-1926 (641 amino acids)
Biological process (GO): nucleotide-excision repair; transcription by RNA polymerase II; transcription by RNA polymerase I
Cellular component (GO): transcription factor TFIIH core complex; transcription factor TFIIH holo complex
Source: RefSeq, a predicted model, not a curated record